AUAGUCAGUCUGCAAUUUCACCUUGCAUUGAAUAAAUUUCUCCAAAUAAAAAAAAUAUUAAUUUCUCUGUGAAAAUAGUAAAAAGAAAUAUAAGAGGUUUCUGUUGCAUUUUGAAGAGGAGCGAGCCAAAUUAUUUGCAAUAAAUUACCUGUGUUGUUUAAAUCUUUUGUGAAAGAAAAAUGAAAUUAAUUCUUAGUCUGUUGCUUGUAAUUUCCCUCUAUAAGGAUUCCGUUGAAGGUUCCUGUCUCAGUUAUGGGCACUCGUGCUGGGGAGCUCAUGGUAAGCGGAGUCCUCCCAGAGUACUACCACGACCGCCACCACAUAUUAACCUACCAACACGAUGGGCUUUACUGAAAAUAAUCCCCGACAAGAAUCUCUUUGAGAUGAAGGCAAAAAUUCAAGGGAACCCCAUGGACAGGAUAAAUGACUCGAGAUUUUUCCGAUCUCUGGCAACAGAUACCGUGGAAAAUGCAGAGGACAUUGACUCCUUGAGACAGACACAAGAUAAUUUUGAUGGUCGUCAGGGCUCUAAUAUUAACUUGAAUAAAUUCUUCGUUGAGAGAGAUUCACGAGAAGCCAAUGAUGUUUCCAGGCCUGAUUUGGAUAAUGAAAUCACUAAUAAUGACCCAAAAGAUGCCAAAUUUUACAAAUUUUCCGACGCCGACACCCCCAAGAUUUUCGUUUAAUUCAACCCCAACGUUGCAGAUCAAGGCACGACGAAGAAUUUUCCUGAUUUUCUUCCCAUCUGAUCAUUACCCAAUUUAUGCAAUAUUAUAAAAAAAGACUUGAAACGCUCUGCAUACCUUUAUUUGUUCCAAAAUCCUUGUACUUUUAUCAUUCUUCGUGUUUUAAAAUUAUCAGUUCAUAAACUGACAUGUAAAAAAAAAAUAAAUGUAAAAAUUAAUUAGACUACGAGAUCAUUUAUUUGAAAGCCUUUCGCAUUUUGAUAGUCAUUGGCUGGUACUAUCAUUAUUGCGAAACGUUUGAUGGAAAUAAUAAUUAUUAAUAUUCUUUAAAGCAGUUCAAAAGAGAUGUUUAAUUGAUGAUAAAGUAUUAGUUCUUCCUAUAUGAAUAUUUAAUAAAUAAGUACCUACCUAAGA
Molecule: messenger RNA, 1100 nt
Organism: Lutzomyia longipalpis
Lineage: Eukaryota; Metazoa; Arthropoda; Insecta; Diptera; Psychodidae
Gene: CCHa1
Product: neuropeptide CCHamide-1
Exons: 5
Coding region: 180-686 (168 amino acids)
Source: RefSeq, a predicted model, not a curated record